CAAACAACAUCGAAAAUUCGCUCCGUCUCGUUAAAUAAAUAAAUCGCGCGAUAAUAAAUUUUAUUUGAAAAAAAAAAUAAAAUUUAUUUUGUAUUUAAUCAAAAAUCACACAAGUACAAAAUUUAACUGUUUUUAGAAAAUCGAAAAAAAAUUGACGUUCGCGAAUGUUUAUUGAAUGGAUUAUGUUUACUCAAUUUAAUUAAAAUACAUUUCUCGUGUAAACUAGAAAUUAUAUAUAUAUAGCCCAUUACAAAAAAAAAAACAGUGCAGCGACCAGAGACUAGACAAGAAAUCGUCAAACAAUGUGAAAAAAAGUAAAUAAAAAAUUUUAAUAUGCAUAUCUCGCUUUCAAGUGAAUUACAACAACAAAACGUCUCUUCACUGUUCACUUUAUGGAAAAACAAAUGUUUACUUAUGAUUAAAAGCUUGUUGUAUCAAAGUGAAUGACAGUGAUAAAAAAGGAGACAACAGAGAAAAAAAAUAAAUAUUUAUGAUAAUUUACGAGGAAUUACGAAAGAAGAAGAGUUUUAAGUGCUGUCAUUGAAAUAAAUCUCAUUUACUUUAAUAAUUAGAGUUUGGUGACUCUUGUCAAUGACAAACAAAUAAAAAAAUAAAGGAAAUUCGUGAAAAAAAGUGAAUUAAUUAAUGACUAAGUGCUAAUUAAAAUUAUGUUGAUUCAAGAAUUAAAUACAGGUCUGUUGAUGACAAAUUUCCACAGUAAUUAGUGACCAUGAAAGUCGACGUACAACGAAAUCCAACGAUUUUUACCUAAUAAAAUACCAAACAAAAGUUUCACGUAAAGUAGCAGUAACAAACAUCAAAAUGCCGAACGCCAUAACUAAUUCCGUGAUAGCGGAUCAACAUGACUGGGCGACGUACGAUGGCGACAAUUCAACCGAUAACACAAGUCUGCCGAUCGACAUGCGAUUUAAUGAUGGGCAUCGCUUACAAAUUAUGGUCUAUAGUACAUUAAUGUUGAUUUCAGCCAUAGGGAAUCUUACUGUACUGACGAUGUUGAUAAAGCGUCGAAAACCGGGCUCGUCGAGAAUUGAAAUUAUGUUGACACAUUUGGCGAUUGCCGAUUUAUUGGUGACAUUCCUUUUGAUGCCCUUAGAGAUUGGAUGGGCAGCUACCGUUAGUUGGAAGGCAGGCGAUUUGAUGUGUCGUGUGAUGUCGUUUUUUAGAGUGUUUGGCCUGUAUUUGUCGAGUUUUAUACUAGUUUGCAUAUCAAUCGAUAGAUAUUUUGCGGUGCUGAAACCGUUGUCCUUGUCGGAGAAUCGUGGAAAAAUCAUGAUUGCCGUUGCCUGGUUUCUCUCCUGCGUUUGCAGUACGCCACAGAUUUUCAUUUUUCAUCUGGAAACACAUCCGAAUGUCACGUGGUACGAGCAGUGUGUGUCCUACAACAUCUUUGAAAAUCCACGACACGAAACAUAUUAUGUCUUUUUUGGCAUGUUUAUGAUGUAUGCCGUGCCAUUAACAGUUGUCAUUUUUUCCUAUUCCUCCAUUUACUUUGAGAUAUUUCGUCGAACGAGGAUUUCCAAUAUCGACCGCUUUCGACGAUCCAGUGUUGAAGUGCUGAGUCGCGCCAAACGACGAACGUUGCGGAUGAGUUUCACUAUCGUGUUGGUGUUUGUCGUGUGUUGGACACCUUUUUAUGUGAUGAGCAUUUGGUACAUGCUAGAUCGCGUUGGUGCGAGUGCCGUCGAUCAGCGAAUCCAAAAGUGUUUGUUCCUUUUUGCCUGCACAAAUAGCUGCAUGAAUCCCAUCGUCUACGGCGUUUACAACAUUCGCAAUGAUAGAAAGAACAUGUCUAGUCAAUAUGGCCAAAAUUCCAAAAAAAUGAUACGAAGUCGUGAUUCUAGCAGGACAAUUUGCAUCAGUAUGAAUUUUUCCAGCUGUGGCGACUCAAUAGAGAUUCCGAUACAGAAAUGACUCAGUUCUAAGAUUUAGGACUGAAAAAAAAAAUAUUGUGACAUCAUAUCACGCACGAUUUGUGUUGUCGUUGUUUCACAUCCUCAUAAUUAAUUACGUUUUACGUGGAGAACCAGCAAAAAUAUAUUUUUCAUGAGACUGUUUUUCCUUCAAAGCCUCUUGCUAUGAAUAAAUGUUUGAAAUUUUUCAUUUAUGAUGAUUGUGAUAGUUGAUUAGACAAAAAAAAAUUAAAAACGGUCUAAUUAAAACUAAAAAAAUUUGUCUAUUUUUAUACAAAUAAAAAAAAAUAAAAGCUAAUUGUCAGAAAAUAAAUUAUAAAUAUACGUAAGUAAAGUAAAAAUGCAAUUAAUUUGCGAUUGAUGUCUCACAUUUUUAUUACUAUAAAAAAAAUUAUGUUUUGUAGUAGAUUUAAGUAAUUUUUAAGACAUCUUUUAGAAGAGAUUUAAAAUUAUAUAUUGAGAGAAAAUAGUUUUAAGGAACUAAAGAGAUAAUAAAAUGGA
Culicoides brevitarsis is the source of this 2432-nucleotide messenger RNA. RefSeq names its product adipokinetic hormone/corazonin-related peptide receptor variant I (gene AkhR). Gene Ontology annotation, molecular function: adipokinetic hormone receptor activity; peptide binding; G protein-coupled receptor activity. Gene Ontology annotation, biological process: G protein-coupled receptor signaling pathway; cellular response to hormone stimulus. The record is from RefSeq and is a predicted model, not a curated record. The transcript is spliced from 13 exons. Gene Ontology annotation, cellular component: plasma membrane. Bases 823 to 1932 code for a protein of 369 amino acids. NCBI's taxonomy places the organism in Eukaryota, Metazoa, Arthropoda, Insecta, Diptera, Ceratopogonidae.